UCAACUUCCAUCAACCACCAUCGGCGCAUCACUCAACAACCCGCUCAGUUUCCACCUUCAGAAAAACUUGAGCUGCACGACCACCUGCAAAAAGUAAUUGUUGGUAUCCUCCUAAAGAGAACAAAUCAAAUCAAUCAGCCAAGAUGUCCCUCCGCAUCGUCCCAGCCGACAACCACAGCAGCAGCUUCAGCCACAUUGGCGAGCGCAGCAAGGGAGCCCCGUCGGCGCCCGGCCUGCACGACACCCUCCGCCACGGCGUCGGCCCGUCUGCCUACUCGUCCCUGCCGCCCUCAGACACCACAUCGGCCGCCGCCGCCGCCGCGACCGCGACGAGCGCCCACCCGCUCGAGGCCCGCCUCAAGGCCUGGGAGGCCACCCAGCACGGCCUGCGCAUGGAGUCGCUGCGUCGCACCUUUGGCAUGGCCGAGCCCAUCCGCCGCGAGAUGGAGCUCAAGAUCACCCGCACCGGCGAGUGGAGGCCUCUAGCCCUCGGCGGCGCCGCCCCGAGCCUGCAUGAGGACAUACUGAGGGGCAAGGACUGCUCCAUCUCGUGGGAGGACGUCUUUACCAACGAGGAGAGCCGCACGUUCGUGGGUGUGCAUGAUGAGAUGGAGAGGAAGCUCAAGAUUUGAAAAUAAAUUAGAGGGCGUGCUGGACUUGGGGUUUCUUUUUUUCUUCGUUGGCGUGUUGCAUGUACACGAGAGUUACCAAUGCAUAGAUUCCGGCUGGGAUAUUCCAUGAAUGAACGAUAUACUGUACCGUGAACCAGUCUUAUGGUAACUGCAGCAUUGAUUACCUGAUUCAAGAAGGAGCAUAAAACCCAUGUUUAUAUUAUACGGCCCCUCAUACAGCUUGCUCAAAGUACCUUGGCAAAAAGGCUU
Pyricularia grisea is the source of this 881-nucleotide messenger RNA. RefSeq lists its product as uncharacterized. Gene Ontology annotation, cellular component: nucleus; cytoplasm. The transcript has 2 exons. NCBI's taxonomy places the organism in Eukaryota, Fungi, Ascomycota, Sordariomycetes, Magnaporthales, Pyriculariaceae. Gene Ontology annotation, biological process: proteasome assembly. The coding region runs from base 144 to 632 and encodes 162 amino acids. The record is from RefSeq and is a predicted model, not a curated record.